AUGGCAGAAGCUGACAAGUGGACUAAACGGGUGUUACAUAACCUUCUAUAUUACCAGACCAAUUACUUCAUUACAGCUUUAUUCGUUUUUUUGAUUAUUGGUAUUAUUCAUCCUGUGAAGAUGGUUUUUGGCUUUGUAGCAAUUGCAGCUGCUUUUGGAGGUUUUGUAUUCUGUACAAAUAAUCAGUGGAAAGCCCGCAAGUUCAAGAAAGACCAUCCCAUCAUCAGUGUGUUAAUAGUGCUAGGGGCAGGCUAUCUGCUUGUCUACAUGCUUGGUGCUGUAAUAGUCUUUUUGCUUGGAAUAGCUUUUCCACUUAUGUUAAUUUUGCUUCAUGCUUCAUUGCGUAUGAGAAGCAUCAAGAACAAGUUCACAAACAAGAUGGAAUAUAUAGGUUUGAAGCGGACUCCAAUGGGAAUCAUAUUGGAAGGUUUUGGCCAGGAUCAGGAUGGUUCCUAG
Messenger RNA from Acanthosepion pharaonis, 456 nucleotides. The record is from the annotation of a GenBank genome assembly. Lineage: Eukaryota; Metazoa; Mollusca; Cephalopoda; Sepiida; Sepiidae.